Messenger RNA from Mytilinidion resinicola, 430 nucleotides. RefSeq lists its product as uncharacterized. Lineage: Eukaryota; Fungi; Ascomycota; Dothideomycetes; Mytilinidiales; Mytilinidiaceae. The coding region runs from base 1 to 414 and encodes 137 amino acids. The transcript has 4 exons. The record is from RefSeq and is a predicted model, not a curated record.
AUGCUAUACGCGAGGCCGUAUAUAAGCUGUCUAAGUCUCCUUUGCAUCGAGCCUAGCCCCCUAGCAUUGCCGCCUGCACCUACUCCUUAUACUAAUCCACAUACGCCUCAGCCUCCCCCUUAUAUUGAUACUCAGCAGGCCCUAGAAUGUUCCUACGGCUCUCCGGCCGGCUUAAUAACUCAGCAGUGCCUACAGCAACACCUGGUGGAUGCUGAGACCCUCCUAGACGUGCCUGUAGAGCUGCAAUCUGUCGUAGAAUCUCGUGCCUUUUUCCGUGGUACCUUAUCCUUUGCACCAGGCGGCCGGCCGCGCUUUUUAGCUGCAGGUGCAGCCGUAGGCGCUGCUGUAGGCGCUGCUGUAGGCGCUGCUGUAGGUGCUGCUGUAGGCGCUGCUGUAUGCGCUGCUAUAUUAUAGAGGGAGAGGAAGAGGA